Molecule: messenger RNA, 2861 nt
Organism: Myxozyma melibiosi
Lineage: Eukaryota; Fungi; Ascomycota; Lipomycetes; Lipomycetales; Lipomycetaceae
Product: OPT oligopeptide transporter protein-domain-containing protein
Exons: 3
Coding region: 113-2704 (863 amino acids)
Biological process (GO): transmembrane transport
Cellular component (GO): plasma membrane
Molecular function (GO): oligopeptide transmembrane transporter activity
Source: RefSeq, a predicted model, not a curated record
CACUUAUAAAGCAGAAACCCCUCUCUCAUAUUUCAAAGCUACUUCCAGCAGUUCUUGAGCUUUUUUGUCGCAUCCGAGUGAUCGAAAGUCACAAAAGGAAGAUUGCUAUACGAUGGAGGACACAGACUACGAAAAGAAGGAAGCUAUAGUGAGCGUCGUCACUACAGAUGACGAUGUCUUGAACUCGGAAAAAGGUGAAGUGGUUAUUGAAACCACACCGGUAAUUGACAUCGAGGAAAGAGAGAAAGUCAUCUACCGACUUACCGCCGUUCAUCUUGGUGGAGAGAACGAGACAGUUUUUGAUAAGGGUGCGGAAUACCUUUUCGACAAGAUGUCUACCCUUCCUGUGGACGAGGGCGUUCAAAUCCUCAAAGACACUGUCAAGGAGCACUUACGAGACGAAAACUUUCCAGCAGUCGAUAUGGAUCGUAUUGUUGAGCUUCUCAAAGGACCAGAGCACUAUCAAGGUGGAGAUCGCGACGCUUACGAACUUGAUGUCAAGAUCGAGGCAGCAUUGAUCAAAUACCACUCGCCAUAUCCAGAAGUCCGCGCUGUCUGUGAUCCUUUUGAUGAGCCUACAGCUGAGAUAGAAACAAUUCGCAUGUACUUUCUUGGCAUUUGCUGGGUAGCUCUUGGCUCUUUCAUCAACCAGUUCUUCAGUCAGCGUCAGCCGGCGCUUUCCAUUACCUCUCAAGCCUGCCAGAUCCUCUUAUAUUUCUGUGGAGAGUUUCUAGCUCGCGUGCUACCAGACAAGGGGUUUACACUAUUUGGCCACUACUAUAGCCUUAAUCCUGGUCCAUGGACUCAUAAAGAACAAAUGCUAGCUACACUGAUGGUGAACGUGGCAAGUGCAGCUGCACCUGUAGGAUCCGCUCUCCUGGUCCUUCGCAUGCCAAUGUUUUUCAAUCUUCAGUACGUUAGGUUUGGGUUCAUGAUGCUACUCAAUCUGGCGACUCUCUUUUUGGGAUUUGGAAUCGCUGGUGUUGUUCGCCGCUUUGUUAUUUAUCCCGUGAAAGCAGUUUGGCCAACUGUGCUUCCAACUCUCGCUCUGAACCGGGCACUCCUGAUUCCUGAAAAGCGUGCCGUUAUCAAUGGCUGGACAAUCUCCAAAUACCGCUUUUUCAUGUGGGUCAUGUGUGCUUCUUUCCUUUGGUACUUUUUUCCAGCCUACAUCUUCAAAGCGUUGAGCUAUUUCAACUGGAUUACAUGGAUUGCACCUAACAACUUCAAUCUUGCUGUUAUCUGCGGUUCUUACCUUGGCCUAGGGUUCAAUCCUAUAACCACAUUUGACUGGUCGAUUAUCAACUAUACCAAGCCUCUUGUCGUACCUUUCUUCUCCAUAUUGAACAACUACAUUGGAGUCUUUGUCGGCGCUUUUAUUGUGCUUGCGAUGUAUUGGACAAACUACAGCUAUACUGCGUACUUGCCAAUCAACAGCAAUGCAGUUUGGGAUAAUACUGGAUCUAGCUACAAUGCUUCCAGAGUGGCAAUCAAUAACGAAUUUUACGAGACUGGUUACAAGGAAUACUCACCGCCUUUCACUUCUGCUGGAUAUAUUCUUACAAACGGCGCUGCUCUUGGAAUUCAUACUCUUGCUUUGGCAUACAUCUUGCUUACAGAGUACAAGAUGCUAUGGGGUGCUCUCAAGGAUUUUUAUCUACAGUUGAGACAUCGCGGUCGUUCAAAUUUUGCAUCUUACACCGAUCCUCAUACAAGAAUGAUGGCAAAAUACCCCGAGGUUCCUGAUUGGUGGUAUCUGCUUGUUCUUCUUUUAUCGUUUGCCUGCGCUGUUGGAGCCUGUGCCGGCUAUCCUACCAACACACCUGUAUGGGCUCUAGUUAUCGUGAUCAUCAUCUGCAGUGUGAUGCUGAUUCCUAGCGCCAUUAUUGCAUCGGUCACGGGAUACGAGCUGGGAUUUGCCAACCUGAUCUUCAUUAUUAUCGGCUACAUGCUUCCUGGAAAUGGAAUCGCAAAUAUGAUUUUACGUCAAUUUGGAUGGGAUAUGGAUCAGCAGACGGAAAGUUUUGUUUCCGACUUGAAAAUGGGCCACUAUGUCAAACUGCCUCCUAGAGCCAUGUUCCGGGUUCAGAUGCUGGCAGUACUAGUACAAGCUUUCAUGACGGUUGCUAUUCUGAACUUUAGCGUGGACUCAAUCAACGAUUUCUGCAGUAUCACACAGCCCGAUCAUUUUACUUGUGCGUACCCAAGAAGUUUAUACGCCGAGGGAAUCCUGUACGGUAUCGUUGGGCCUCGCAGAAUGUUCAAUCAUCUCUAUCCUGUGGUGAAGUAUACGUUUCUGAUCUGCUUCGUUGCCGUCUUCCCAUUCUGGCUUCUUAAAUUGAAGUUUCCCCGCGCGAUGUUAUAUGUUCAUCCGGUACUUCUUCUCAAUGGCUUAUCGAAAUGGGGUCAAGCGUAUAAUCUUUCCGAAUAUACUCCUGGACUUAUUGCCGGUUUCUUUUUCAACUACUGGAUAAAGAGACGCUACGUUAAUUGGUGGACCAAAUACAACUAUGUGCUUACUUCAGGGUUGUCGGCUGGUCUAGCAUUUGGUGGAAUGUUUAUCUUCCUGACUUUACAGUACACAGGCACUUCCUUAAGCUGGUGGGGCAACUCUGUGAGCAGUGCAGGAAUUGACGGCGCAUCAUCUGCUGCAAAGCUUCAGGUUCCGGAGGGCACGAAGUUUGGGCCUACUACAUGGGACUAAUAACUUAGCGCAAGAGAGGUGCGCUCAAUGGAAAUGGUCGAAUGAUACUGAUAUGUGGCGGAUCGGCUGAUGAUUAGUACACUGUUGGAGCACACUUGGCCCUCACUAGAAUUGCAUAACUGCGCAGCAGCUUUUGCUACUCUACAAUCCAUCUCCC